GCAGCAGUGGUCUCUUUCUGCCUCCACAGUAGCUCUUUUCCCUUUUCUCCACAGAAUGCCUUGAGGAUGGUAGCCGAGAAUGCCUCUUCUGUGACUGAGUUCAUCCUCGCAGGCUUAACAGACCAGCCAGAACUCCGGAUCCCACUCUUCUUCCUCUUUCUAGGUUUCUACGCGCUCACCGUGGUAGGGAACCUGGGCUUGAUCACCCUGAUAGGGCUGAACUCUCACCUGCACACCCCCAUGUACUUCUUCCUCUUCAAUUUGUCUCUCAUAGAUUUUUGCUAUUCCACUGUUAUCACUCCCAAAAUGCUGGUGAGCUUUGUCUCAAAGAAGAACAUCAUCUCCUAUCCUGGGUGUAUGACUCAGCUCUUCUUCUUUCUUUUCUUUGUUGUCUCUGAAUCCUUCAUCCUGUCAGCCAUGGCAUAUGACAGGUAUGUCGCCAUCUGUAACCCCCUGAUGUACACCGUCACCAUGUCUCCCCAGGUCUGUUUACUCCUUUUGCUGGGUGUCUAUGUGAUGGGCUUUGCCGGAGCUAUGGCCCACACAACAUGCAUGGUGAGAUUGACCUUCUGUGCUGACAACCUUGUCAAUCACUACAUGUGUGACAUCCUGCCCCUUCUGGAGCGCUCUUGCACCAGCACCUAUGUGAAUGAGCUGGUAGUCUUUAUUGUUGUGGGCAUUGAUAUCGGGGUGCCCACAGUCACCAUCUUCAUCUCAUAUGCCCUCAUCCUCUCCAGCAUCCUCCGCAUCAGUUCCACUGAAGGCAGAUCCAAAGCCUUCAGCACCUGCAGCUCCCACAUAAUUGCGGUUUCUCUCUUUUUUGGGUCAGGAGCCUUCAUGUAUCUCAAACCCUCUUCUCUUUUACCUAUGAACCAGGGGAAAGUGUCCUCCCUGUUUUACACCAUUGUAGUGCCUAUGCUCAACCCAUUAAUCUAUAGCCUGAGGAAUAAGGAUGUCAAAGUUGCCCUGAAAAAAACCUUGAGUAAAAAUUCAUUUUCCUAAGAAAGGGCCAAUGUUUUG
Messenger RNA from Nannospalax galili (Upper Galilee mountains blind mole rat), 1020 nucleotides. RefSeq names its product olfactory receptor 145. Gene Ontology annotation, biological process: sensory perception of smell; G protein-coupled receptor signaling pathway. Gene Ontology annotation, cellular component: membrane. NCBI's taxonomy places the organism in Eukaryota, Metazoa, Chordata, Mammalia, Rodentia, Spalacidae. The coding region runs from base 67 to 1002 and encodes 311 amino acids. The record is from RefSeq and is a predicted model, not a curated record. Gene Ontology annotation, molecular function: olfactory receptor activity; odorant binding; G protein-coupled receptor activity. The transcript has a single exon.